AAGAAGAAGAGCUGAUUCCUGACGUCACUUUCUGACGUCGAAACCAGGAAGUACCGGUCUCACAUCACGGACAACCGAGGACAGCAGUGUGUUCUCCAUACUUCUUCAUAACUGUACCUUUGGAAAACUUCAGGCCGCUUCACUUAUCUAUCGAUAUGACAAUGACUGGUUUCUAAAGUUAAAAGUCUCACGUGCAGACGGAGGCUCACAGGUGUCUUGCCUCACAUGUAAAGCUGUCUCCAUUCACACUGGUCGUGUGUGUGUGUGUGAAGGGCAUGUCGGGGGCUGCAGUGCUGUUGGCUCUCCGGACCCUGCGUCCCCGGACACUGGCUGCGAUCUCAGGCAGGUUGGAGUGCGUCCUCCCGCCGGCUUCAUGGGUGUGUUACCCGCCGUGGAGUAGCUCUCCUGUCAGGACGCUGCAGGUCUGCCCCGCGCUAUGUGCCGGACACAACAAGUGGUCAAAGGUGAAACACAUUAAGGGACCUAAAGAUAUGGCGAAGAACAGGUUGUUUGGGAAGUUUAGUUUGAUGAUAAAGAUAGCUGUAAAAGAAGGUGGAUCCAACCCAGGCAUUAAUAAAAACUUGGCCAACGUGCUGGAGCAGUGCAGAAGCAAGAACAUGCCGAAUUCAUCCAUUGAGAAUGCAAUCAAGAAUGCGUCCAAACCGUCGUCCAUGCAUUUGUAUGAAGCUCGGGGGCCCGGUGGAUGUCUGCUGCUCAUCGAGGUACUGACUGACCACAGCGCACAAACGUUACAAGAAGUCAAUCGCCUGCUUAACAAGAACAGUGGGAAGAUAGCAGAUGGAGCUCGCCACAACUUCAUCAAGAGGGGGUUGGUGGUGGUGCCGGGCCAGGACGUCUCGACGGAGAGAGCUCUGGAGCUGGCCAUCGAUGCGGGAGCAGAAGAUGUCCAAGAGACCAAGGAUGAGGAGGAGCAGCCCGUCCUGCAGUUCAUUUGUGACGUAAUGGCCGUGCACAAGGUGCGGGCCUCAUUGGAGGAGCAGGGAAUGCAGAUUACGUCUGCUGGGUUGGAUUAUGUUCCCCGCAACGUCUUGUCUCUGGACGAGGAUCAGCUGGCUGCCGUUUCAAAACUAAUAGAUCUUCUCAGUGAAAAUCCAAAAGUAGUUCAAAUCUGGGACAACAUCCAGCCUGACAGCUGAGCACGGCUCCCGGACACUUGGUGGACACUGAACACGUUGCAUGUUGAAUAUUUGAUUUCAAAGAGAAAGAAAACCUGUACUGCUCAUCAUUAUAAGUAUAAAAGUGUAUUGGCCAUUGUGAUGCUUUCUGUGUGAUCCUUAUCAAAAUGUAAAGCGAUAUUUUCAGACUGCACGUACUAGAAGCUCGUUAACCGCCGGCCUUGAGCAUACAGAAGAUUUGUUUCAUACUCAAAGAACUUCUGGAUGCUUUAAAAACACAGUUUGCCAAGUUAGUCUUUUAAGAGUUGGCUAAUCGUUCAUCGGAUCCGAGAGGAAUUAAAAUGUGGAAUUUAACUUUUAUUAUUGAGGAAGGAAGAAAUGUUUAUGUAUGAAACAAUGUGUCAAUUUAAAUUGCUUUUUCAUUUAAAGAUACUGAAUAAUAUUUUAUUCAAUGACCUCUUUAAAAAGUAUUAAAAAGACUCCUUCUCUGUCAUAAUCUAUGAAUAUGCAAAUAUGUUUUAAUUUAAAAAGUUUAACUUUUGAUUAAAAUGUCUCCUACUUCACUGAAAAGUCCAUUUUUAGUGUACGUGCUCUGAAGGAUUCUCGUUUUCACUUCACCGAUUGGAUUUUGACAUCGAGUGAUUGGCUGCGAAACUACUUGUGAUGAAUCAUGUUGUACGUAUACAUAUAAAUAUGGAGUUUAAGCAUUUCCCUCUUUCAGCUGAUGAAUGUAAAAAGAUUCUUCUUCUGAAGUGACAUCAUUCUGCACAGUGAAGCUCAAACAUCCAAGAGAAGUAAAUGUUAUA
Messenger RNA from Cottoperca gobio, 1942 nucleotides. RefSeq names its product translational activator of mitochondrially encoded cytochrome c oxidase I (gene taco1). The record is from RefSeq and is a predicted model, not a curated record. The transcript has 5 exons. The coding region runs from base 276 to 1157 and encodes 293 amino acids. NCBI's taxonomy places the organism in Eukaryota, Metazoa, Chordata, Actinopteri, Perciformes, Bovichtidae. Gene Ontology annotation, cellular component: mitochondrion.